AUGGCCUCCUUUGCUGCAGCCAAUGCAGAAUUUUGCUUCAACCUGUUCAGAGAGAUGGAUAACAAUCAAGGCAAUGGAAAUAUGUUCUUUUCCUCUCUGAGCAUCUUCACUGCCCUGGCAAUGGUCCGUUUGGGCGCUCGAGGUGACUGCGCUGCUCAGAUUGAUAAGUUGCUUCACUUUAAUGAUGCCUCGGGACAUGGAAGUCCUUCUAAUAGACAGCCAGCACUCCAGUCUCAAUUGAAAAGAGUUCUUUCUGAUAUAAACACAUCCCACAAGGAUUAUGAUCUCAGCAUUGCCAAUGGUCUUUUUGCGGAAAAAAUUUUUGACUUUGACAAGAACUACAUUCAGUGUGCUGAAAAGUUAUACAAUGCCAAUGUGGAACGAGUUGAUUUUACAAAUGAUAUGGAAGAUACCAGACAUAAAAUCAAUAAAUGGAUUGAAAAGGAAACCCAUGGCAAAAUCAAGAAUGUGCUUAACGAAGGCAGCAUCAGCUCGUCUGCUGUCAUGGUGCUGGUGAAUGCCGUGUACUUCAAGGGCAAGUGGGAGUCAGCCUUCACCAAGAGUGAAACCGUGAAUUGCCGUUUCAAAUCUCCCAAGUGUCCUGGGAAAGUAGCUGCCAUGAUGCAUCAAGAGCGGAUGUUCAAUCUGUCUGUUGUUCAGGACCCAGCUAUGCAGGUCCUUCAGCUGAAAUAUAAUGGUGGCAUAAGCAUGUACAUUCUGCUUCCGGAAAAUGACCUGUCACAAGUUGAAAACAAACUGAACUUUCAGAAUCUAAUGGAAUGGACCAAUCCAAGAAAAAUGACCUCUAAGUAUGUUGAGGUGUAUUUUCCUCAGUUCAAGAUAGAGAAGAAUUAUGAACUCAAAUACCAUUUAAAAGCCUUAGGGGUGAAAGAUAUCUUUGAUGAGUCCAGAGCUGAUCUCUCUGGAAUAGCUUCAGGAGGUCGCCUAUAUGUGUCAAAACUAGUGCACAAGUCAUACAUAGAGGUCACCGAGGACGGCACUGAGGCUUCUGCUGCCACGGGAAGUAACAUUGUGGAAAAGCAGCUCCCUGAGUCGACGGUGUUCAGAGCCGACCGCCCAUUCCUAUUUUUCAUCAGGAAGGAAGACAUCAUCUUAUUUAGUGGCAAAGUCUCUUGCCCCUGAAAAUCCAAUUGAUUUCCAUUACAGUGGUCCCUGCCAC
This is a messenger RNA of Lemur catta (Ring-tailed lemur), 1180 nucleotides long. RefSeq names its product serpin family B member 7 (gene SERPINB7). The record is from RefSeq and is a predicted model, not a curated record. Gene Ontology annotation, biological process: negative regulation of endopeptidase activity. NCBI's taxonomy places the organism in Eukaryota, Metazoa, Chordata, Mammalia, Primates, Lemuridae. The transcript has 7 exons. Bases 1 to 1143 code for a protein of 380 amino acids. Gene Ontology annotation, molecular function: serine-type endopeptidase inhibitor activity.